Messenger RNA from Hyaena hyaena (striped hyena), 3058 nucleotides. RefSeq names its product armadillo repeat containing 1 (gene ARMC1). Lineage: Eukaryota; Metazoa; Chordata; Mammalia; Carnivora; Hyaenidae. Bases 230 to 1078 code for a protein of 282 amino acids. The transcript is spliced from 7 exons. Gene Ontology annotation, molecular function: protein binding; metal ion binding. The record is from RefSeq and is a predicted model, not a curated record.
CGGGGGAGGCCGCGGAGUCCCCGCCAGCGUCUCGCUCUCCGGCCCCCAGGCUUCCCUGCUCGUUUGCCGUCGGCGAGGCCGGGCUGCGAACGGAGGGGCCCGCUCCGCGCCUCCCGGGCCCGUCUCCUCCGUUCGUGCUGCGGCCCCGAUGGUGCGGCCGGCCCUGGACUCCUGAAGCUCCGGCGCGGCGCAAUUUAAGAAGAUUUUGUUCAUGUGUAUGGCAUAGAAGAUGAACUCUUCCUCCUCCACCAUGAAUGAAGAACCUGAUGCUCUCUCGGUGGUUAACCAGCUACGCGAUCUAGCAGCAGAUCCAUUAAAUAGAAGAGCCAUUGUUCAGGAUCAGGGAUGCCUGCCGGGCCUUAUUUUAUUUAUGGACCAUCCCAACCCCCCUGUCGUCCACUCGGCUUUGCUCGCGCUUCGGUACUUGGCAGAAUGCCGAGCCAACAGAGAGAAGAUGAAGGGGGAGCUGGGGAUGAUGUUAAGCUUGCAGAGCGUCGUGCAGAAGACCACAACUCCGGGAGAGACAAAACUGCUGGCUUCUGAAAUCUAUGACCUUCUCCAGUCUUCCAGUGUGGCAGGUGGCGAUAGCUGCAGCGACAUGAAUUCACGUAGAAGGAAAGCGCAGUUUUUUCUGGGAACUACAAACAAACGUGCCAAAACAGUGGUUUUGCACAUAGAUGGUCUUGAUGAUACGUCUCGGAGAAAUCUCUGUGAAGAAGCUUUGUUAAAAAUUAAAGGUGUUAUUAGCUUUACUUUUCAAAUGGCUGUUCAGAGAUGCGUGGUGCGGAUCCGUUCAGAUUUGAAAGCGGAGGCUUUGGCAUCAGCAAUAGCAUCAACCAAGGUUAUGAAGGCUCAGCAAGUUGUGAAAAGUGAAAGUGGAGAAGAGAUGCUGGUCCCAUUCCAGGACACGCCUGUGGAAGUAGAACAGAACACAGAACUGCCUGACUACCUGCCUGAGGAUGAGAGCCCCACAAAAGAACAGGACAAAGCAGUGUCCCGGGUCGGCUCGCACCCGGAGGGUGGGGCCAGCUGGCUGAGCACAGCCGCAAACUUCCUGUCCAGAUCUUUUUACUGGUGACUUCAGUGUGCGUCUCAAAGACUGUGUGCACCAACAAGGGGCCAGUUUUCCAUUGUGGUGAACUGUCAAGUGCAAUUUACAAUAAGUUAUCAUGAAAAGUUUUUAGAUUACCUGAUUGCGUUUGCUGCCUUCUACAUUUUAUUGGGCGUUUUGCCCCACUCGGAGGUAAAAAGGACAGAGGCUACAGCUGCAGUUGCUGUGUUUAGGAAGGUGCUUUGGUUUUGUUUUCCUUCAGUUGCCUCACUUUUUGAAAAAACAUGGGUCCACCGUUAAACCAAACAUGUAUACGUGCAGCUUUACAUUUUAUCUUACGUGAAGCACAUGAUUAGGAAAACUUGUUUUCUCCUCAAGCCUCAGGACCUAUCUGAAGAGAAGGUUUUUGUUUUUUGGUUUUUUUUGUUGUUUAGCUCAAGUUGUGCAUGAAUCACUGAAUAUUUUUCGCUGCUUUUCCUCAUGAAACAUACUUGCUUUGGUACUCUUCACUGAAAGUUGAACAUGCUUCCCGUUAUCCCCCGCUUGUGCCUUUUUUAUUUUGCCAACCAUGUUUAUAGAAAGAACAUUACUAUGAAGACAUUUGGUGAAUUAAGGUAUAUUCAUAUGAAAGUAGCAGUCCUCUAAAAAUACAAGUCGACAAAAGCUUUGCGAUCUUAUUUGUGGUAGUUUUAAUAAGACUAACACAAAAUCAGUCAAGAAGGAGGAAACCUGUGUAUUAGCAAAGUGCUGUUGGAGACUGAAUGUGACCAGCUGUGGUUCCAGUUAACUACUGUUUAGUUUGGUUUAUAUCAGCUCUUUACGAGUUCCGUCCGGCAUACUAUUGGGAGCAACUGUGAAUGGUCUCUCGGCCUGACUUUGUGGUCAUAUACCGUCCCUUGCUAGGGGAAAAAAAAAAAAAAAAAGUAAAGAACUGACUUGAAAAAAGAAAACAAAAGUUGGAUGCGGAUAAUGCCGCAGUCCCACUGGGUAGAUAAGAGUCUAACCUUGACACCUGACUUGCUUGGCCGAUGCCUGUUCAGUAGGUGUGUCCUUGUAUUGCCUUUUGUGAAUUUAUUAUGAACAUGCAGUCGUACUGAAUGAAAAACUCAAGUUAUUGCUUAUAAAGACAUAAAGCCAGCAUUGGUCCACUUAAUCUUGUUUCUCAUGUCCAGCCAGAAAAAAAGAACUUCAGUGAAGGUAAGAGAAAUAAAUAUAAAUAUUUAUACAUAUAUAUAUUUUUUAGUAGAUAAGAGCUAAUUACAUACAUAAUGCUUUAUUAAAUUCCUGAAAUAUUUGGCACCUAAAAUUUUCUUUUUGGAAAUAUAGAUAAAUUUUAGGGCUCAUAUGAUUAAGAAACUAAUGUGGAGAAAUUGAAAUUCAUUUUCAUCAACAUGUAGAGCUGCUAUUUUACUACUUGGGGAGAAUGUGAAGUGAAGAUUGGACCCUGGAGGGUUUCCUUGCAUUUUCAUUGCUUCUCUUUUAGAGAAAAUGAAAAGCAUCCAGUUUCACUGGAAAAAAAAAAUUAUUGUAAAAUACUUCAACAGGAAUCUUGAGUUCACGACCUUCUGGAGGGAGGGGUAUCGAGGGUAUUAAGAAUGAUCUUUUCAUGUGUCUGGGCUCGGAUUCAGAUGACGCGCACAACUGCAAAUAGAAGCUUUCAGGGCAUGAAUUGCUUUCAGUGCAUAAUACAGCUUGCUGCCAGAACCAGAUGUGUUGAAAAACGAAAACAAAACCACCUCCUUUCUAUAGCCAUUAAAACAAAGUUUACUGUUCUGUUUUGACAAGUUUGUAUUUUAUUUUGCAUUGCCACACAUCUGCCUAUUUAAAAAACUCCAUCUCUUUGGUAGCAGUGGUUCAGUACAAGUAGGUAUUAACAGCUUGAUGUCUGUGUGUUCUAAGUAUUCUUUUAUUCCAGGUCUUAUAGAGCAGUUAAGGCAACUGUAACGGCAUUUUUUGUUUUUUGAAAUACAGUGUAAAAUAAUAAAAGGUAACACAAUUAAAAUUGAA